GUAAACAGUCAGCUAAGCUAGCAGCAUAGUUAAUUUUCCUCCUGUGUGGAUUGAUCAGGAAAAUGGUUGUUUUUAAGUAUAUCGGCUGAAUAUUUCAGUGUUCAGCAACAAUGUCUUUGGUUCAGCAUCUGAGGAAGUUUAUUAGCGAGCGACUAAAUGCUGCAGCUGAAGAAAUAUUCACAGAGUUGGAAAAAACUAUCGUCCAAUACGAGGAAGAGAUCGAUCGUCAACGCAGACUGCUGGACAUCAUCUGGAAACCACAAAGAAACUCCCACACAAAAGAGGUUUCACAUCAAAAUGUCUGCAAGGAGGAUGAACCUGUUCAAGAUGACCAGCAGCUCUGCGACCAGAAACUGUACUCAAAUGCGGAUCAGGAGCAACCCGAGUCUGCACGUGUUAAAGAGGAACAGGAGGAACUCCUUAUCAACCAGGGAGGAGAGCUUUUUCUGAAGGAUGAAACUGAUGACUUUUCAAUUACUGCUGCUCAUGGGGAAAAUGACCACAAUGAUUUAAAACCAUCAAAUUGGGACUAUAUGCAAUCUUCCACCUCUCCUGUAGAAGAACAUUCGCAUUUAGUGGGAAGCACAGUUGAAGACUUAGGACCAACCAGACAUGCAGAUAGGAAACCAGAAAAUAUUUGUCAAACAGAUACAAAUCAUGUAGAAGAGUCCUCUCUGUCAGAGAGUCAUUGUAAUGCUGACCACCCUGCUGAGAAACAGUGUUUGUGUGACACUUGUGGAAAGAGGUUUCUUUAUCCAUCAUCUCUUAGAAGACACAAAACAGUCCAUGAGAAACAAUAUUCCUGCAAAACUUGUGGUAAAACAUUUAGACAUAAAACAAAGUUUACUGUUCAUGUAAGAACUCACACAGGUGAGAAGCCAUAUUCUUGUCAAACAUGUGGAAAAUGUUUUAGUUAUAACUCAGAUUUUUUGUGCCACAGACGAAUUCACACUGGUGAGAAGCCAUUUUCUUGUAAGACAUGUGGAAAAUGUUUCAGUCAAAGCUCUAUUUUGUUGCGUCACAUGACAACUCACACAAGUGAGAAGCCAUAUUCUUGUGAGACAUGUGGGAAAUGUUUCAAUAGGAAGUAUAAUUUGUUAUGCCACAUGAGAACUCACACAGGUGAGAAGCCGUAUUCUUGUGAGACAUGUGGAAAGUGUUUCAAUGGGAAUUAUAAUAUGUUAUGCCACACGAGAAUUCACACGGGUGAGAAGCCGUAUUCUUGUAAGACAUGUGGAAAAUGUUUUCGUAAAAAUUCUGAUUUUGUGCGCCAUAAGAAAAUUCACACUGGUGAGAAGCCGUAUUGUUGUAAGAUAUGUGGAAAAUGUUUCAUUCAAAAUUGUGAUAUGUUGCGUCACAUGAAAAUUCACACAGGCGAGAGGCCAUAUUCUUGUAAGACAUGUGGAAAAUGUUUCUACAAAAAUGAUGAUUUAUUGCGUCACAUGAGAACUCACACUGGUGAGAAGCCAUAUUCUUGUAAGAUAUGUGGAAACUGUUUUGGUAAACAUUUUGAGUUUUUGCGCCACAUGAAAAUUCACACUGGUGAAAAGCCCUAUUCUUGUGAGACCUGUGGAAAAUGUUUCCAUCAAAGGAGUAAUUUGUUAUGCCACAUGAGAAUUCACACGGGUGAAAAGCCAUAUUCUUGUAAGAUAUGUGGAAAAUGUUUCAGUAAAAAUUAUGAUUUGUUGCGUCACAUGAGAACUCACACAGGUGAGAAACCAUAUUCUUGUAAGAUAUGUGGAAAAUGUUUCAGUAGCUCAGAUUUUUCCCGCCACAUGAAAAUUCACACAGGUGAGAAGCCAUAUUCUUGUCAGACAUGUGGAAAAUGUUUUAGUAGUAGCUCAGAUUUUUUGCGCCACAGGAGAAUUCACACAGGUGAGAAACCAUAUUCUUGUAAGACAUGUGGAAAAUGUUUCAGUCAAAGCUCAAUUUUGUUGCGUCACAUGACAACUCACACAGGUGAGAAGCCAUAUUGUUGUAAAACUUGUGGAAAGUGUUUUCAUAAAAAAUUUAAUUUGAUGCGUCACAUGACAACACACACAGAUGAGCAGCUGUGAUCUUGUGCUAUAAAUGUUUAGCUUUUACAAAAAAAGUCUGUUGAAACUCAGCUGUUUUCAUUCGAGGUUAAAAACUUUCCUCUUUGCUGCCUUUUAUCAAAACAACAGUUAAUUUCUCACAAUAAUAGUUUUAUUUCUUGCGUUGUGUCUUUUUAUAUUUAAGGUCUUUCUGUUGUCCUUUUCAUUUAUUUCUUUUCAAAGUUAGUUUUUAAUGUACUUUUUAAUGUUCUGCACCCGGCUGUAAUGCUUUAAUGUUUUAUGUAA
Melanotaenia boesemani (Boeseman's rainbowfish) is the source of this 2321-nucleotide messenger RNA. RefSeq names its product gastrula zinc finger protein XlCGF26.1-like. Gene Ontology annotation, molecular function: DNA-binding transcription repressor activity, RNA polymerase II-specific; RNA polymerase II cis-regulatory region sequence-specific DNA binding. Bases 111 to 2057 code for a protein of 648 amino acids. The record is from RefSeq and is a predicted model, not a curated record. Gene Ontology annotation, biological process: negative regulation of transcription by RNA polymerase II. The transcript has 3 exons. Lineage: Eukaryota; Metazoa; Chordata; Actinopteri; Atheriniformes; Melanotaeniidae.